CCGCGCGGCGACAUCGGCGGCGUGACAGGUGCAGAGUCCCCGCCGAGAGCCCCCAGCGGCUGCGGCGGCGAUGCCCACCAUGCGGAGGACCGUGUCGGAGAUCCGCUCCCGCGCGGAGGGUUAUGAGAAGACUGAUGAUGUUUCAGAGAAGACCUCAUUGGCUGAUCAGGAGGAAGUUAGGACUAUAUUCAUCAACCAACCUCAGCUGACAAAGUUCUGCAAUAACCAUGUCAGCACUGCAAAGUACAACAUAAUCACAUUCCUUCCGAGAUUUCUCUACUCUCAGUUCAGAAGAGCUGCUAAUUCAUUUUUUCUCUUUAUUGCACUGCUUCAGCAAAUACCUGAUGUGUCACCAACAGGUCGUUAUACAACACUGGUUCCUCUCUUAUUUAUUUUAGCUGUGGCAGCUGUCAAAGAGAUAAUAGAAGAUAUUAAACGCCAUAAAGCUGAUAAUGCUGUGAACAAGAAACAGACACAAGUUUUGAGAAAUGGCGCUUGGGAAAUUGUUCACUGGGAAAAGGUAAAUGUUGGAGAUAUAGUUAUAAUAAAAGGCAAAGAGUAUAUACCUGCUGACACUGUACUUCUCUCAUCAAGUGAGCCCCAGGCCAUGUGCUACAUUGAGACAUCCAACUUAGAUGGUGAAACUAACUUGAAAAUUAGACAGGGCUUACCAGCAACCUCGGAUAUCAAAGACAUUGACAAUUUGAUGAGAAUUUCUGGCAGAAUUGAAUGUGAAAGCCCAAACAGACAUCUCUACGAUUUUGUUGGAAAUAUAAGGCUUGAUGGACAUGGCACCGUUCCCUUGGGAGCAGAUCAGAUUCUUCUUCGAGGUGCUCAGCUGAGAAAUACUCAGUGGGUUCAUGGAAUAGUUGUCUACACUGGACAUGACACCAAGCUGAUGCAGAAUUCAACAAGUCCACCGCUUAAGCUCUCCAAUGUGGAAAGGAUCACAAAUGUACAGAUUUUGAUUUUAUUUUGCAUCUUAAUUGCCAUGUCUCUUGUCUGUUCUGUGGGUUCAGCCAUUUGGAAUCGGAGGCAUUCGGGAAAAGACUGGUAUCUCAAUCUAAACUAUGGUGGCGCUAAUAAUUUUGGCCUGAAUUUCUUGACUUUCAUUAUCCUUUUCAACAACCUCAUUCCAAUCAGCUUGUUGGUUACAUUAGAAGUGGUGAAAUUUACUCAGGCAUACUUCAUUAAUUGGGAUCUUGACAUGCACUAUGAACCCACAGACACUGCUGCUAUGGCUCGAACAUCUAAUCUGAAUGAGGAACUUGGCCAGGUUAAAUACAUAUUUUCUGACAAAACUGGUACCCUGACAUGCAAUGUAAUGCAGUUUAAGAAAUGCACCAUAGCAGGCAUUGCUUAUGGCCAUGUCCCUGAACCUGAGGAUUAUGUGUGCUCUCCUGAUGACUGGCAGAGCCCACAGACUGCAGAUGAGAAGACAUUCAGUGAUUCAUCAUUGCUGGAAAACCUCCAAAAUAAUCAUCCAACUGCACCUAUUAUAUGUGAGUUUCUUACCAUGAUGGCAAUCUGCCACACAGCAGUACCAGAACGAGAGGGUGAAAAGAUCAUCUACCAAGCAGCGUCUCCAGAUGAGGGAGCACUGGUCAGAGCUGCCAAGCAGCUGAACUUCGUCUUCACUGGAAGAACACCUGAUUCGGUCAUCAUCGAUUCGCUGGGGCAGGAAGAACGAUACGAAUUACUCAAUGUCCUGGAGUUCACCAGUGCUAGAAAGCGAAUGUCAGUGAUUGUCCGCACUCCAUCUGGGAAGUUAAGACUCUAUUGCAAAGGAGCUGACACUGUAAUUUAUGAACGACUUGCAGAGACUUCAAAAUACAAGGAAAUCACCUUAAAGCAUUUAGAACAGUUUGCUACUGAAGGGCUGAGAACUUUGUGUUUUGCUGUGGCUGAGAUUUCAGAGAGUGACUUCCAAGAAUGGCGAGCUGUGUACCACCGAGCAUCCACAUCUGUGCAGAACAGGCUGCUAAAGCUGGAGGAAAGCUACGAGCUCAUUGAAAAGAAUCUGCAGCUACUUGGAGCUACAGCCAUUGAGGAUAAAUUACAAGAUCAAGUGCCUGAAACCAUAGAGACACUAAUGAAAGCGGACAUCAAAAUCUGGAUCCUUACAGGGGACAAGCAAGAAACUGCCAUUAACAUAGGGCAUUCCUGCAAACUGCUGAAGAAGAACAUGGGAAUGAUCGUCAUCAAUGAAGGCUCCCUUGAUGGAACGAGGGAAACUCUGAGCCGGCACUGUACAACCCUUGGGGAUGCUCUUCGGAAAGAGAAUGACUUUGCUCUCAUCAUUGAUGGAAAGACGCUCAAGUAUGCCUUAACCUUUGGAGUCCAGCAGUAUUUCCUGGAUUUAGCUCUCUCAUGCAAAGCUGUCAUUUGCUGCAGGGUUUCUCCUCUUCAAAAAUCUGAAGUCGUGGAGAUGGUUAAGAAGCAAGUCAAUGUGAUAACUCUUGCAAUUGGAGAUGGCGCCAAUGACGUCAGCAUGAUUCAAACGGCCCAUGUGGGUGUGGGAAUAAGUGGCAAUGAAGGCUUGCAAGCAGCCAAUUCUUCUGAUUAUUCCAUAGCCCAGUUCAAGUAUUUGAAGAAUUUGUUGAUGGUUCAUGGUGCCUGGAACUAUAACAGAGUCUCUAAGUGUAUCCUGUAUUGCUUCUACAAGAACAUAGUCCUCUACAUCAUUGAGAUCUGGUUUGCCUUUGUCAAUGGCUUUUCUGGACAGAUCCUCUUUGAAAGAUGGUGUAUAGGUCUUUAUAAUGUGAUGUUUACGGCUAUGCCUCCUUUAACUCUUGGAAUAUUUGAGAGAUCGUGCCGAAAAGAGAAUAUGCUGAAGUAUCCUGAACUAUACAAAACAUCUCAGAACGCUCUGGACUUCAACACCAAGGUUUUCUGGGUUCAUUGUUUAAAUGGCCUCUUCCACUCAGUUAUUCUAUUUUGGUUUCCACUAAAAGCCCUGCAGUAUGGUACUGUGUUUGGAAAUGGGAAAACAUCUGACUACCUGCUUCUGGGAAACUUUGUGUACACUUUUGUAGUGAUAACUGUGUGCUUGAAAGCUGGAUUGGAAACUUCAUAUUGGACAUGGUUCAGCCACAUAGCAAUAUGGGGCAGCAUUGCCCUCUGGGUGGUGUUUUUCGGAAUCUACUCAUCUCUGUGGCCUGCUGUUCCCAUGGCUCCCGAUAUGUCUGGAGAGGCAGCCAUGUUGUUCAGCUCCGGAGUCUUCUGGAUGGGCUUGUUCUUCAUCCCUGUGGCGUCCUUGCUCCUGGAUGUAGCCUACAAAGUCAUCAAGAGGACUGCUUUUAAAACAUUAGUAGAUGAAGUUCAGGAGCUUGAGGCAAAAUCUGAAGACCCUGGAGCAGUCGUACUUGGGAAAAGCCUCACGGAGAGGGCACAGUUGCUCAAGAAUGUCUUUAAGAAGAACCAUGUGAACUUGUACCGAUCAGAAUCCUUGCAACAAAACCUGCUCCACGGAUAUGCUUUCUCGCAAGAUGAAAAUGGAAUUGUUUCACAGUCUGAGGUGAUUAGAGCCUAUGAUACCACGAAACAGAGGCCUGAUGAGUGGUGAUGGGUUAAGGGCUGAGAAGCAGGCCCUACUGCGUCUCUAAGGAGAGCUCCCACAAGCUGAGGUCAUCACCACAAUCUGCUGACCAGUUCUACUCUGGUCCCCGGAGAGCAAAGGUGGAUCUGAGCUCAUCUCAUGGAUGGACCUUCAGAUUCAUGUACACCAUGGACAUGAGCACUGUGCAACUACUGUAACACCAUCUCUCUCAGAUUUUUUUUAAGUGUUUGCUAAGGUGUGUGAACAGAAAUUGAAAAUGACCUUGGUACUUUGCCCAGUGUUCUCUCCGGCUGAGGACAGGUCAGUGCUCUCAAGCCAUGGCUCUGGAUCUGUAACUUAAUUUCUUGGUGAUACCACAAGGCAACCAUCCUUAAAAAAAAAUUCUAAAAUGGUAUUAAGUUAAAUGGACUCUUGAUAUCCAGACUUCGCUUUCAGGUCAUGCUGAAACAAACCAGCUUUCUUAAGGAACUGACUCACAUUACUGAACAUUUCUAAACAAGGCAUUAAUACAUGUUUGUGUCAAAAAUUGUCUUGCUAUAUGUUUGCCAAAGAAGUUCAGUAAGUGGAUUUCUCAUCAGUAGUCAUUUGCCCAGAAAUUUAAGAGAAAGUUGACGCCAGUGCUGCUAUGAGAUCUGCAUGCUUGACUUUUCAAAUGUGAGAGUGAUUUGCAAAAAAUGAAUUCUUUCCAGGCAUUUGCUACUAAAAUUUGUGAUGUGGCACCUUUCAAGCCUUACGAGUACUUCUUUAUUAUUUGUCUUGUUUAUUUGUUCUUGUUAGAGGACGCAGGUGUCAAUGUGAGUUAGUGCUAUAACACUGAUUUUUUUUUUGAACUUGUAUUUGUGUCUUGGUCAUUUCUGAUAAACUUGGAUCAUCUUUCAGAUUUUUCUAAAAAAUUCAGCUUCGGCGAUAAAUUAAGUGAUGUCAUUUUGUCUACAAGUUUUCCCUCUUAAGAAAAUUAUGCUUCCAUGUUUAUGUGAGAUUUCCAAAGCUUCUGUUUCAGUGUGUGGAAUAACACAUCAGAUAAAUGCAUGGGCUUUUGUAAUGUACAUAGGCUCAGCUAUUGUAAGGUGUUUGGGUUCUCGACUAAUAUGUUGUGCACUCGGUGUAUGGUGACAGUCCAUGUACUUCAUACUGGAAAUUAAUUCACAGCUCGAUGCUCCAGCAAAUCCCCAUAAUUAGUUAUGUUCUAUUUAUUGAGACAAAUAAGUAGGGCCUCCCCCCUCCCGCCCCACCUUUCAAAAAUAUCUACUUUACUAAGUCUUGUAACUUUAUAAUCAAAGAACAUUUUUCAUCAGAAUAGGGCUUGUUAGUAUGUUUUACAAGGUACAUUCAGUUUAAUUCUUUUCAACAUUUCCAUGACCUCACCCGAAAAUGCCUAUUUUGCUACCAACAAGAAAUGGCGAAGGGGCUGUUUAAAAAAAAUACAACCAGUUUUCUACACUAUUUUUAAAAUAAUACUUUCAUUUAAAGUGUUAAAUAAGGAAUUCUAGUUUUCAGAUACACUUCAGAGAUUGAAGCAGACUUUUUUGCCUUCUAUUCAAAAGCCUGUUUGCCUUUAAGUGGACUUACCAGCAAAAUAGGUUAGAUAAGACUCUUGUAUAACAUGUGAUUGGGAUGGAAUAUGACUGGGUAUGCCUUCUUCGUCACAUAGUCCAAUUUUUGAAUUAUCGACUUUAAAUUGGUCUCUUUACUUAAAAGUAUAGAGAAUUGAGAAGAGAGAUGAUUGUUAAAAUUGUCCUCUGAGUUUCAUCAUUGCACAUUAUUUUCUUUCUUCUCAAUUUAAAAACAGAAUACGUAUCUUUUCCUUCUCUGUAUUUGUAGCUAGUUGCCAGUAUGCUACAUUUUUGAGAAAUGAGGUUGUGACACAUGUGCAUAUUUCUAACCAAAAGGGAAGAAAGAGUUUAAUACUUCACUUCUCAGAUCCUUCCCAUCAGGCUCCAGAUUAAGAGAAUCAUGAAUCAGAACAUCUAGCAAAACUACAGACAUGCAGUCUCAAAUUGUCUUCAAAAUCCUAAAAGUCAUAGUCUUUCCUUUUACUAAAUAGAUCUCCAGAGUCUUGCUUAUCCUGAGCUUCUCAAGGGUGAUAGGUGAAGUCAGACCCCAAAAUUUAGAAAGAAUACAGUGCAUUCCUCCAGAGAAAAGCCUCCCAUCCAUUACACCAGGGGCACCCUCCUCCAGCAUUUUAAUAACAGAAUGGUACGAAUAAAAUAGAACUGAAAUUUCUGGCUAGAACAUAAAAAUUUUAAGUUAGAUUUUCAUCUUGAAACAUGAAUCCUUUUUAUGAUACUGUUCCACAUGAAACUAUUUGUGGUUAAUUGUGAUCUGAAAUGUACUGUUUAUGCCAUUGUAUUCCAUGGAGCUAUAUUUCUGAAUUAUCAACAUUGAGUUAAUAAUCUCUUUGCUUCUUGGGUUGGGAUAUGUGGAAUAGGGUAAGGGAGUCACCACUUGGAAAAUGUAGCACUGUAAUUACAGUGACUUUAUAGAAAUGAGAGGAAAAUGCUCCAAGUUUUAUCCUUCCUGAAUUGGGGGGAGGGGAAAGAGAUAAUAUGUGGUUUACCAGGACUCAGAAAACCAACCAGUCAGAGUGACUUUUUUUUUUUUUUGGUGCCAGUCCUGGGGCUUGAACUCU
This is a messenger RNA of Dipodomys ordii (Ord's kangaroo rat), 6188 nucleotides long. RefSeq names its product ATPase, aminophospholipid transporter (APLT), class I, type 8A, member 1 (gene Atp8a1). Gene Ontology annotation, cellular component: plasma membrane. Gene Ontology annotation, molecular function: ATPase-coupled intramembrane lipid carrier activity; ATP hydrolysis activity; ATP binding. The coding region runs from base 71 to 3565 and encodes 1164 amino acids. Gene Ontology annotation, biological process: phospholipid translocation. Lineage: Eukaryota; Metazoa; Chordata; Mammalia; Rodentia; Heteromyidae. The record is from RefSeq and is a predicted model, not a curated record. The transcript is spliced from 37 exons.